Messenger RNA from Strigops habroptila (Kakapo), 1060 nucleotides. RefSeq names its product succinate dehydrogenase complex subunit D (gene SDHD). The transcript is spliced from 4 exons. The coding region runs from base 75 to 548 and encodes 157 amino acids. Gene Ontology annotation, biological process: tricarboxylic acid cycle; mitochondrial electron transport, succinate to ubiquinone. Lineage: Eukaryota; Metazoa; Chordata; Aves; Psittaciformes; Psittacidae. Gene Ontology annotation, cellular component: membrane; mitochondrial envelope. The record is from RefSeq and is a predicted model, not a curated record. Gene Ontology annotation, molecular function: ubiquinone binding; heme binding.
CGGAAGCGGAAGAGCUGCGGCGACACAGCGCGUUCCGUCUCCGGAGCGUGGUGCCCUUGGGCUGGCUGGGGACGAUGGCGGCGCUGGUGUUGUUGCGAGCGGGGCUGGCGCGGCCCCGCGGCGCCCAGAUGGCUCUCCUCGGGAGGACCCUUGGCCGCCGCCCCGCCGUCCUGGCGGCCGUCGCCGAUCGGAGCGCUCCGGCCCGGCAGAGCCACAGUUCCCCGCAGCAGGGCCACGGCAGUUCCAGGGCUGCGUCUUUGCACUGGACAGGUGAGCGAGCUGUCAGUGUCCUCUUGCUGGGCCUCCUUCCUGCAGCCUACCUGUAUCCUGGACCAGCCAUGGACUAUUCACUGGCUGCAGCCCUUACUCUCCAUGGCCACUGGGGUCUUGGACAGGUUAUAACUGACUACGUUCAUGGAGAUACACCCAUUAAAGUGGCCAAUACGGGUCUGUAUGUACUGUCAGCCGUUACCUUUGCUGGCCUCUGCUACUUUAACUACCAUGAUGUUGGUAUCUGCAAGGCUGUUGCUAUGCUGUGGAGCCUCUAAGAUGCGAUGAAGUCCCUGACAAACAUGAUUGUUCACUGCUGCCUCUGCUUCUUCAUAUUUUUAUCAACACGUUUAAUGCGACACAAAUGGAUCCAUAGUAUGUACAUACUGCAGCAAGUUCAGAACUAGACUUUUAGAAAUAAAUAUCCAACAGCAGUAAAAUGUUAGAAAAGAAAAAGUAAAUUUAAAGUGGAUGAACUACAGGUGAGGGUGAGUUGAUUUAAGCUGCACUGUAGAUUGGGAGGAAUUAGUUCUAUCAGUGGCAGACUUACAUAGCUGAAGGUUACCUUCCUUGUAAGGGCAGCUUUAAUGAGUGUUUUUCUAAAACAACUGUUUGGUUUCCUACUUUGUAAAACAAACUUGGCUUGUGGAAAACUAAACUCUUAUUUCUGACAUCACAACAACUGAACUGUAUGUAAGGCACACGCUGUAACUCUUUGGACCCUAAGAGUUGAUACAGAAAAGGGAAUAUUUUUUUCUUAAUCCAUACAAUAAAGAAUUUACAGAAAUUG